CUUGUGUGUCUACGGUCCGAUCAGUGGUUGCUGCAGGCCCGGAAGUAGGUCCCGCUCUGUUCCGUUCAUGCGUGGUGAAGUGCAGACUCGCAGGCCUUGAGACGUGGCCGCUUCUGGAAAAGCCUCUAGCGAAAUCCAGCAAACAGAGUUUCUUGAGUCGUCUGCUGCCGGGGCGCCCAAAACAGAAGUGCGUCUGACGCAGGGAGCUGGAUGGCAGGGACAGACCGGAGCCGUCUCCGCAGGAAACUCAGCGGUGCACUGCAUGUAUGUCCAGAGUGCGUUGCGGUCAGCGUUGCGGUCAGUGUUGCGGAUGAGCCGGCGGCCCCCCCUGCGUCCGGUGUGUGCUGCUGCCGCCUCGCUGCUCGUGGGCGCCGCCCUGCUGGCCGUGGCCUGCACGGGCUCCUCGGGGGGCCGCCAGAUGGCCCAGACGGCGGUUGCCCAGGCGACCGGGGCGGCAGCGGGGCGGCCUGGGUGUGCGGAGGAGCUGCUGGGCUUCAGGCCGCUGGCCGAGAUGCUGUCCGGGGACGGGGCCGAUGUGUGGAUCUGCUCGCUGGCCGGAGCCGUCGCCGUCGAGACUCAGCGGCAUCUUCCGCUCCUCGUCAUCCCCAUCGAGGCUGGAGCAGCGCUCAAGACCGAGGCUGGCAGUCAGAAGCUGAAGAGACUCUUGAGCUUUGCCAUUGGUGGUCUCCUUGGUGAUGUGUUCCUGCACCUUCUUCCUGAAGCCUGGGCCCAAACCUGUACUCCAGAGGGCGCUCAUGAGCAGCACUACCGUAGUCAGGGCCUGUGGGUUCUGCUGGGGCUGCUGUCCUUCCUGCUGCUAGAGAAGAUGUUUCCAGAUGAGGACACCCCCAACGAAACAGCCACAGUCACGGUAACGGCCAUUGGGGGCAGUGUAGUGAACAGCAGCGCGUCUUGCAGUAAUGGCUUCUGUCAUGACACCAAAACAAGCUCUCUCCUGCAACCGCCAGUGAAGAUCAAGACUAGUGGCUAUCUGAACCUGCUGGCCAACUGCAUAGACAACUUCACUCAUGGCCUGGCGGUGGCUGGGAGCUUCCUGGUCAGCAGAAAGGUUGGGUUUCUCACCACCUUUGCCAUCCUGCUUCAUGAGAUUCCACAUGAGGUGGGGGAUUUUGCCAUCCUCCUGAGGGCAGGGUUUGACCGCUGGAGUGCUGCACGCAUGCAGUUCUACACAGCGCUGGGAGGAGUCCUGGGAGCCUGCUUCGCCCUCUCCGCCCAAUCACAGCGUGGCGCAGAGGGCGCCACUGCCUGGAUCCUGCCCUUCACCUCCGGGGGCUUCCUUUAUAUCGCCCUGGUGAACGUGGUACCCGACCUCCUGGAGGAGACCAAUCCCAGGGAGUCUCUGCUGCAGAUCCUGUUGUUGUGUUGUGGAAUCGCUGUCAUGGCCAUUCUCUCAGUUGUCGUGGACUGAACCCCCCCCCCCCCCCCCCCCCACACACACACACACACACCUGCCCCCCCACCCCCCUCCCAAUUAGCCCAGUUGGCGAGUGCCAGCACGACUGACCACAGAUGCCUUCUCUUGCUAUUGGAGCUUUAAAGACUCUUUGAUUGAACAGCAGCAGCCCAAUGACGGACAAAUCCUCCAGUGUCAAAGGUCAAACUAGCCAAUGAUCAGAAAAGCGAGACAAUCAAAAGCCUUCCUUGCACACACACACUCACACACACCUUCCUCACGGAGAGACGGCCCAAAGAGAAACUUCAAAAUGCUCUGGGACCUUUCUACACUGAGAGACGAAAGGCCAGUCUGAGGAAGCUGUGGAUGACACACACACACACACACACACAC
Messenger RNA from Alosa sapidissima (American shad), 1807 nucleotides. RefSeq names its product solute carrier family 39 member 13 (gene slc39a13). Gene Ontology annotation, cellular component: membrane. Gene Ontology annotation, biological process: zinc ion transmembrane transport; intracellular zinc ion homeostasis. The record is from RefSeq and is a predicted model, not a curated record. Gene Ontology annotation, molecular function: zinc ion transmembrane transporter activity. NCBI's taxonomy places the organism in Eukaryota, Metazoa, Chordata, Actinopteri, Clupeiformes, Clupeidae.